Plasmodium reichenowi is the source of this 4785-nucleotide messenger RNA. Its product is annotated as kinesin-5, putative. Bases 1 to 4785 code for a protein of 1594 amino acids. The record is from RefSeq and is a predicted model, not a curated record. Lineage: Eukaryota; Apicomplexa; Aconoidasida; Haemosporida; Plasmodiidae. The transcript has 2 exons. Gene Ontology annotation, molecular function: microtubule binding; ATP binding; plus-end-directed microtubule motor activity. Gene Ontology annotation, biological process: microtubule-based movement.
AUGCUCAGAAAUUCUUAUAAUAAUGAUAAAUCAAGUUGCGUAAAUAUAAAAGUUAUUGUAAGAUGUAGACCAUUAAAUGAAAAAGAAAAAAACGAUAUAAAUAAUGAAGAGGUAGUUCGAAUUAAUAAUAAUGAGGUCAUAUUAACGAUUAAUAGAAACAAUGAGAUAUACGAAAAAAAAUAUAGUUUUGAUUAUGCAUGUGAUAAAGAUGUGGACCAGAAAACCUUGUUCAAUAAUUAUAUUUACCAAAUAGUAGAUGAGGUUUUGGAAGGAUUCAACUGUACGUUGUUUUGCUAUGGACAGACCGGGACGGGUAAGACAUAUACAAUGGAAGGGAAAAUACUCGAACACCUGAAACAAUAUGAUAAUAAUAAAAAGGUAGAUUUAAAUGAAAGUAUUAAUAGCGACAUAAGCUAUUGCUAUGAACUUUGUGAGAAUGAGGAUACUGGACUUAUAUUUCGAGUUACUAAAAGAAUAUUCGAUAUAUUAAAUAAAAGGAAAGAAGAAAAGAUUCGACAUUUUAAAGGAAAGAAUAAUAUAUUUGAUGAAAAGGAUAACGAACAUAUAAAUGUAAUAAGUAAGGAAACUAAUGGUAAUAAUAAUAAUAAUAAUAAUGAUAAUAAUAAUAAUGAUAAUGAUAAUAAUGAUAAUGAUAUUAUUAUUAAUAAUUAUAAUAAUUUAUUAUAUAACAAAAUAAAUAUUGAUAAAAAUGAUAUUUAUAAUGAUUUAAAAAUUAAUAAUGAACAUAAUAAUUUGUUAGUUAAUGAAAAGGGUAGAGAUAUUAAUUGUGAUGUUUUAAAAAAAUGUAAUGUAGAUAAAAAUAAGAAUAAUGAUAUUUAUCAAGGAGUUGAGGAUAAGAAUAUGUACGACUUUAAUAUAAAAAUUAGCUAUCUAGAAAUAUAUAAUGAAGAAUUAUGUGAUUUAUUAAGUUCAACAAAUGAGAAUAUGAAACUUCGAAUAUAUGAAGAUAGUAAUAAUAAAAGUAAAGGAUUAAAUGUUGAUAAGUUAGAAGAAAAAAGUAUUAAUUCAUUUGAAGAAAUAUAUUAUAUUAUAUGUUCAGCUAUUAAAAAAAGAAGGACGGCCGAAACGGCUUAUAAUAAAAAAUCGAGUAGAAGUCAUUCUAUUUUUACUAUAACAUUAAUUAUAAAAGAUAUAAAUAGUGUGGGAGAGAGUAUAACAAAAAUAGGAAAAUUAAAUUUAGUUGAUUUAGCUGGUAGUGAAAAUGCUUUGAAAAGUUCCUAUGGUUCUUUAAAGAUUAGACAACAAGAAAGUUGUAAUAUAAAUCAAUCUUUAUUAACUUUAGGUAGAGUUAUAAAUUCGUUGAUUGAGAAUUCAUCUUAUAUUCCUUACAGAGAUUCUAAAUUAACUAGAUUAUUACAAGAUUCAUUAGGUGGGAAAACGAAAACAUUUAUUGUUGCUACUAUAUCACCUUCUUCAUUAUGUAUUGAUGAGACUCUAAGUACAUUAGAUUAUGUGUUUCGAGCUAAGAAUAUUAAAAAUAGACCUGAAAUAAAUAUAAAAACAACAAAACAAUUAAAAAUAAAGGAUUUAAAUAAUGAAAUAGAAAAGUUAAGAAAUGCUUUGAAUUUAAGUAGAGAAAAGAGAGGUGUUUAUCUUGAUACAGAAGAAUAUAAUAAUAUACAAAAUAGUCUAAAGAAAAAUAAAGAAAUAUUAUUAGAAAAAGAAAAAAUCCUUUUUGAAAAAAGUAAAAAAAUAAAAAAUCUAUUAAAUAAAAUGGAUAAUACAGAUGAUUUACAAAAUAAAAUAUUUUUCUUUUUAAAAAAUACAAUUCAAAAAUAUAAAAAUAUACAAUCAUUUUAUCAAAUAUUAAUUAAAAAAAUAAUUGAAGAAAAAUAUAUUACACAAUUCUUAUUAAAGAAAUAUUAUUCUUUAGAAGAAAAUUAUAUAAAUCAAAAAAAAUCUUUUCAACAAAUUAAAACAAAUAUGUCUAACAUAAUGCAUGAUAAUCUUUUAAAUCUAAAAAAAAAUCUUCAUCAAGAAAAUCAUCUUGUAAAAGAUAUAUGUAAAACCAUCUUAUUCAUUUUAGAUGAUACCAAAAAUUAUCUAGUACAAAAUAAAAAAUCUUAUAAUGAUUAUAUUAACCAUUUUGAAGAACUUAAUAGUAACAUUAAUUUUAAAUAUAAUGAUACUCUCAAUUUUAUACUCGACCAUAUUGAUAUUUUACAAAAAUAUGAUCAUGAUUAUUUCUCUCUGUCCGAACAUAUUAAAAAGCAAAUAUCACAAUGUAAAAUAAAUAUACCACAUAUAACUCAUCACCUUAAACAACAAGCUCCAUCAAUUAUUGGUGCAUAUAAUACAAAUACAUUAAAAAAAGAAAAACAAAAUGGUCAAGAAAAAAUAUCUGAAAAACAAAAUGAAGAAAGAAUAUCUGAACAACAAAAUGAAGAAAAGAUAUGUGAACAACAUAAUGAAGAAAGAAUAUCUGAAAAACAAAAUGAAGAAAAAAUAUCUGAAAAACAAAAUGAAGAAAGAAUAUCUGAACAACAAAAUGAAGAAAAGAUAUGUGAACAACAAAAUGAAGAAAGAAUAUCUGAAAAACAAAAUGAAGAAAGAAUAUCUGAAAAACAAAAUAAUGAUAUUCCAUUUGACCAUAUAGAGGAAUCAUUUAAUUAUACACAGAAUAAAGAAUUUAUAAAAGAUUUAUUAUUAAAUAAACAAAGUGAAGAUAUAAAAAAUUUUGAUAUAAAAAAUUUUGAUAUUAUAAAAAAUUUAGAUAAACACGAAUCUGAAAAAGAAUUAUAUAAUGCAAAAUCAUUAAUACAAUAUAUUAAAAGUAUAUGUAAUAUAUUUCAUAUAUUUUUAAACGAAUCAUUUAUGUUACUAGAAAAAAAAUGUCAUGAAAAAUAUAUACACUGGGAUAAGGACAAAAAUAUUAUGAAUGAUAAUAUCCAAUAUAUUUAUAAAGAAUAUAAUGCUCUUGAAAAGGAGGAGAAUAUUAUAAUUAAUAAUUAUAAAAAAAUUAUAAAUGAAGAUAUACAACAAUUUAAAGAAAAUAUUUUCAAAGAUAUUGAAUCAGUUGUAAAUAAAAAUGUGGAAGAGAUUUAUGAAAAAAUUAAUAACAAGUUCGAUUUAUUAAAUAAAGAAUUAUAUUAUGACCAGUCUAAAAAAAAUUAUAAAUCUGUUUUCAUGAAUUCUGUAAAAAAGAUAGAUGAUACUAUACAACAUUUUUCUCAAACCAAUAUAAAUGAUCAAAAUGAAUAUAAUAAUAUUAAUAAUGAUAUUAAAACCAAGAUAACAAAUUAUCAUACUGUUUUAUAUAACAUAUUAUCGUAUUUAAAAAAAAAAAGUUAUAUUCAAGAAAAGGAACAUAAUAAAUAUUUAAAUGAUACCUUAAAUGUUUAUAAUAAUAUAUUAUAUACAAAUAAUCUAAAUAUUGAUAAAAUCAUAAAUAACUUUUCAACUCAAACCAAUAUAAACAAAACAGAGAAACGAAAGUUAUAUAAUGUUAUAUCUGAAAAGAUUUUACAAAAUAAAAAUAAAGAAACACAAGAACAAAAAGGGGGACGUAUACAUAUGUUAAAGUCUAAUGAAAAUAUAAAACUUUUUAAUAAUAUAUUUGAACAAAAUUUAAACAAAUGUAAUAUGUACAUAGCAGAAGUAAUGGACAUAUUAAAAAAAAAAGAUUGCGUCCAAGACAUCCCAAGUGCAUCAAGCUAUGAUGUCAUGGAAAAUAUGGAGGAUGAAUUCUAUCUAAAUAUAAAGGAUGAUGUACAAAGGAUAAGGGAUACAUUUGUGAAUAUUGUAGAAAUGUUUACUCCGACCAAAAUGACAUCUCUGAAUAGGGAUUCUACCUACGAUACGAAUGAUGAUAUUCACACGGAUGAUAAUGAUAAUAAAAAUGGUGACAAUAAUGAUGAUGAUAAUAAAAAUGGUGACAAUAAUGAUGAUGAUAACAAAAAUGGUGGCAAUAAUGAUGAUGAUAACAAAAAUGGUGAUAAUAAUAAUUAUGAUGAUAAUAAUAAUUAUGAUGAUAAUAAUAAUUAUGACGAUCAUAAUGAUCGUGACAAUAAUAAUCACAUUUAUUAUAAUUAUAAUGAUGAUAAUAAAAUGGAUCAAGGCGAUCAUCAUAAUAAUUAUCUUUAUAAUGAUGAUAUCAUAAGACAGAAAUUAUACUUAGAAGUUAAAAAUACCUUGAUGAAAGAAAUAGAACAGAUUACAACAACACAAGAUAUAGAUUUAAGUAAUGUAUUUGAACAAAUCGAUGAAAACUUCCAGUUUCUUAUUCAAGAUGAUAAAAUUAUAGCACAUGAAAAUAAUUACUCUCGUUACAAUAGUUUAAAUGAUCAUACAACGAAUACUAGUAUACUUCAUAAUAUAAAUAAUAAAGUCGAUAAAAAUAAAUUAAAUGUAAAAACUAAUCACAAUAAUCUAUCCUUAAAUGAAUAUAUGGUAUAUAAUAAGAAUACAACGGAUAAUCUUAUGCAAACAAUAGAUGAAACAUAUCAAGAAUUAAAUUAUUUAAAUAACCAUGAGCAUAAUAAAAGAUAUGAUAUAAAUACAGAAAAUAUGAGUGUAACGAGUUUAAAAGAAUACCAAAGAAAGAAAAAUAUAAAUGUUCAAAAUGUUCAUAUAAGAAAUAAUUAUUCAAAUAAUAACAACAAUAAUAAUAAUAAUAAUAAUAAUAAUAAUAAAUUUCAAUCUACAAAAAUUAAAGCUAUUGAAAAUAGGGUAUUUCCUAAAAAGGCAUCCCCUGCUUUAAAACGUAUAAAAGAAGAAAACUACAAAAAUAAAAAAUUUAAACUACCAAGAACAUCCAAGGAAUAA